CUGUGCAGUGUAGCGAGGAAAGUCAAUAAUAUUGAAAGUAAACAGCAAAAAGAUGUUUCAUUUAAAAAACCCAGAGAGAUUAAACAACGAUGUUUUUGGUUGGUUUAUCGAUUUUACACGGAUUGAUCGCGUUGGUUCCUGUUUCUUUGUGGCGUGGUAUCCUGAAUAAGACUCCUCUCUCGUGACUCGUGUUCUCCUAUUAUCUUUCUCGUUAUCUCAGGAGGUGGGACAGAUUUUAUACCUGUCAUUUGUGGCUUGCCUGGAUACGAUUAAUAUACAUCUUCAUCAGCCCUCGGGGAACAAACGAUUUAUUUGUUUUCCAUUGAGUGUCGGUGUCGGGAAUUUUGAUCCAAGUGGAGCAGGCCGUUAUAUACUGUGUUAAAAGGUAAAACAGAAAGGUGCAAAUGCACUGUCGUAUCUGUUCAUGUUUGAUAAAUUUCCCGUCGACGCCCGCGGCUACAUAAAACCUAAAUCAUUAUUUAUAAAGAUAAAAGGCAAAUUAAGUGUGUAUGUAUAUGGUAAAUACCUGAGGACGCUUGAAGCUGCUUUUCCUGGGAGUAUAAACAACAACCAUGAUUCCCGAGUCAGUCAGUGAAACUGUGACAAAUGUCCCAGUACCCAACUAUCGGGAGGACUCGGACAUUAGCGUCCUUUUCUUCGCAGCAAUGAAGAGAUUCCAUGAAGAAGUGGAUUUCAAACCGGUGCUAAGACCUGUCAAUCACGAAGACACAAUCGUAUGUUUCAAGGACUGUACAAAAAAGCGUUACGUUAGCAAAACUUUCUAUGAACCGAGAGUAAAACCAAAGGUAUUCUCGGAAAGUAUGGUGAUAUAUCCGAAGCGGCCUGAGCGAACGUUCGUGACUUUGUUGGAUUAUCAUAUAGAGGAGUGUAGAAAGUGGUUUAAAACUACCCUGGAAUUCAAAGCCCGGACUUACACAAGCAGUAAAAUCAUGAAGGACAGCGGUUAUGGUUCCGAUUUGGAUUCUUCUAGUGAUGAGGAUACAGAGACUAAAGAAACAGACACUGGACCCGGAGCCUCAUCAGUGUACAUCCCACGCUUUGACAAAUGGCAAUCUGAAAUUGAGGACUUCGGGGACCUCGAAAAACAGAUUCUAGUUAAUGGUUAUCAUGAUUAUGAAUGUUAGGUUUAGUUUUUAUUAUAUUUAAGUGAUCGAUCGAACUUAGAAUCAUGUAAAAUCUAGAGUAUAAAUGGUAGGCUUUUAUGAUAUGAAAUGAGUGUUCAAGGUGAAAAAUUCUUGAGUGGGUGUUGAAAAGAUUAAUUGAACAUAAAUAUAUAUAUGAA
Molecule: messenger RNA, 1303 nt
Organism: Saccostrea echinata
Lineage: Eukaryota; Metazoa; Mollusca; Bivalvia; Ostreida; Ostreidae
Product: refilin-B-like
Exons: 1
Coding region: 573-1145 (190 amino acids)
Biological process (GO): regulation of chondrocyte development; actin filament bundle organization
Cellular component (GO): actin filament bundle
Molecular function (GO): filamin binding
Source: RefSeq, a predicted model, not a curated record